Siniperca chuatsi (mandarin fish) is the source of this 2321-nucleotide messenger RNA. RefSeq names its product ras-related C3 botulinum toxin substrate 1-like. Gene Ontology annotation, molecular function: protein kinase binding; GTP binding; GTPase activity. The record is from RefSeq and is a predicted model, not a curated record. Gene Ontology annotation, cellular component: cytoplasmic vesicle; plasma membrane; cytoskeleton. The transcript has 6 exons. The coding region runs from base 335 to 913 and encodes 192 amino acids. Gene Ontology annotation, biological process: regulation of cell shape; small GTPase-mediated signal transduction; establishment or maintenance of cell polarity. NCBI's taxonomy places the organism in Eukaryota, Metazoa, Chordata, Actinopteri, Centrarchiformes, Sinipercidae.
CGGAUAUGACUUGCAGGGAUCUGGGAGCUGCAGCUUCCAAACUGUGGGCGUUUUUUUCCUCAAUCUUGACUCCAGAGUGUUUUUUUCCCUGGGUGUUGCCUUCCUGGAUUACAACUUUGGAGUUUCCCAGAGUGUUGCCGAGAAGGAGAGACAAGCCGGAUAGUUUCUGUAACGACAACAUUUUCAACUUUUUGGACCGCAAUAUAGGCCAUCUCUCUUUCUUUACGUUGUAGUUUUCAAGCGACACAGGACUGGUUUAUUUUAGCCGCCGUUAGCUAGCUAAGUUAAGAUAACUGGGAUCGAGCUGCUGUGCUGCUAGCGAGAGAGCCGUCCGAUGCAGGCCAUUAAGUGUGUGGUAGUGGGGGACGGGGCUGUGGGCAAAACAUGCCUGCUCAUCAGCUACACUACCAAUGCCUUCCCUGGAGAGUACAUCCCCACAGUCUUUGACAACUACUCUGCCAAUGUGAUGGUUGAUGGGAAACCAGUGAACCUGGGCCUGUGGGAUACAGCAGGACAGGAGGACUAUGACAGGCUCAGGCCUCUGUCCUACCCACAGACAGAUGUGUUCCUGAUUUGCUUUUCACUAGUCAGUCCAGCCUCCUUUGAAAACGUCCGUGCCAAGUGGUACCCUGAGGUGAGACACCACUGCCCCAACACGCCCAUCAUCCUGGUGGGCACCAAGCUGGACCUGAGAGACGACAAGGACACUAUCGAAAAACUCAAGGAAAAGAAACUCUCCCCCAUUAUCUACCCCCAGGGCUUGGCCAUGGCUAAAGAAAUAAGUUCAGUGAAGUAUCUGGAGUGCUCAGCUUUGACGCAGCGCGGCCUUAAGACAGUGUUUGAUGAAGCCAUCCGGGCGGUCCUUUGCCCCCCACCCAUCAAGGAGAGGAAGAGGAAGUGCAGAAUAUUUUAAUGGAGAACCACAGGGAGCAGAAAAUACGGUUGCAGUCAGAACUCGCCCUACUCAAGAGGGAAGACGAUGAUGGCUGGGUUCCCCAAAUAUCUAUUCACCCCCUGUGUCCUUGUUUACAUAGAAGCUCUGGUAGACCAGACAUCCAUCUGAAAGAACUUCACAGAUUCAAGCAGUGCUGAAGGAUUUCUGUCAGAUCUGGUUACUUACAUAUGUUUAGUCCUUUCAAAUUGACAGUAAAGGAAGUGACUUUGGCCUUGGGGAAUGUGAGGGUGGGGGAUUGGAUUUGGGGUUGAUUUAAGGAGAAAGAGGGAGAAUUUUACAAAAAACAUUGUCAUUUUUCUCAGUCAUUGUGAAAAAACACUACUUGAAUGUGAUUUUUAACAUGAAAUGACCGUAGAUUUAACUCCGUAAGAGAAGGAGGUCCUGCACUGCACUAUUUCCCCUACACACUAAGAGAUUCCUGCUGCCUUGAUGAAAUUUUACUUUAAACAUUUAAAAAUGUUUUUUAGGAGCUCUAAUAUCUCCUUUUUUCAUUGUCUCCUGUCAGCUGUGGUUGACAGACCGUUUUGUUUACAUGUGUCAUCUGACUAGACUGAGUGUUGCCAAAAAUCAGUCAACUGUCUUUUCACUUUGUAGUCACUCCAUGAACACUACAAUUCCUUUUAAUUUUGUUUUGAUGUGUACAAGAUACCGUCAUGCAGUCAUGUAGAAACACUUUAACCCUUAAAUGAUAUAACCAUUGUUGUAGCAGCUGCUAAGAUAGUAAUAUUUACUCUCUACAGUUAACAAGCUUUUAAAACAGUCCGCUAGAUAUUUAACAAGUAAUUAUCUUGUUUUGUUCCUAAAAGCUUUCUAGAUGAAUCCAUUGCUCUCUGUACACAGUAUUUUAUGACUAAUUGUCGAGCAUGUGAAGGUGCAGUGCAGCCAGUGUUGUGCUGGUUCAUUCUGUAAAGUUUAUAUCAUCAUUUGAAGUUUUCACUAAAUUCUUGCUCAGAAAGUGCUUUGGAUAUUCAGGCUUUUUUCUCAGUAUAUGAUGUUCAUAUUGCUAUUAUGAUGGUAUGUAACGAUGUCAUUUUGACCCCAUCUAUUAGUGUUUUAUGAAGUGUCUGUGAGCCAGUGUAUUAGUACUCAAAGGUUGCAACUGAUUUUAAUGUCUUUGUUGUACAGGAGAAACCUUGUCACAUUGAGCAGUGACUAUUCAGCAAAUGCAUUUUAUUUUUAAAUGAGCAAUGAUCAAUUGCAUGGGUGCUCUGGAGAGCCAUUGUAAAUCUGGACUCAUUUUUGAUCAGUGUUUCAAUGGCGCAAAGGAAGUGUACAUUUGGAUUGACUCUUGCUAAAUGUGGUUUCAUUUUCACAUAGCAAUAUGCUGAUUUUUUUUUUUUUUAAGCAAAUAAAUUCAUUGAAAAUG